CCUUUUUCGAUAACCUUGUUGUUGUACUAUUUUGUGCUCGUCGAAGAUGACCUUCAUCAAGAAUAUGAAAGCUUCGCACCAUUGAGCAGUUCUGCGUUGUAUGCAUUUUCGCGAGACGGACUAGUGCUGCGGAGCAAGGGCGACGCCUGCAGGACGAGAGGAUGGCCGCCCGGCACGUGGGCCAACGGCUCUUCUCUACCUCGAGAAGCUGUCGCGGUCGCAGUUUGUUGAAGCUUCCUCCCGAGGAGCGAGUGCCUCACAUGAAACUACUUGUAUGUGACAUGGCAGGGACAACAGUUAACGAGGACGGGCCUGUGAUGUAUAAACCACGCUUCAGAAAGUAAUGAACGACGCUGGACUCGAUGUAGGCGAUGAUGAAGGCUACCCUGGCAUGGUGCAUAAAAGGCCGAAGUCGUUGCGCAUUUUGUUUAGGAGUAAUCAUGAAUUUUUUGGGGUUUAGCAGGGCGUACCGAUUCAAGUAGAAGUACUAGCAUCAAACAAAUUCAACAGGCUUCUCGUACUCCAAUAGAGUUCGUCCUUAUAGAACGUGCUCGUUAUCAUGCUAUUUUGAAUUGUAAAUGGCCUUUAUUCCCCUCCCGACUCCCUGUGUGCAAGUAAUCAUGACGGCUCUGGAUUUUCUGCUAAGCCGUUCCUCGUCCUGCUCUAAGCUACGCAAGACCGCUUGUUUGGAAGUAUGACAGCGAAUAAUCUCGGGUCGUCAUUUAGUACGCUUUCUUCUGUCACAUCCGCAGCAUGCUGCAUCCAGUGCUUCGACAUCUUCAGGAACUGCCGCUUCGACAUCUCCAGCAUCCACCGCCUCCCGACCUUCUACCGAUGGCAGUAGCGAUUCAGGCUCGUACUACAGUUUUCGUCCCUGGUCAGCCAAUUACGCAGGUCGAGUGAACCCAAGCGCACUUCUCCAAGACAGAAAACUUGCGGCUUUUCUUGCACGUAAAAUCAACCAGCAAUUCGAAUCCGAGAUCACUGAUGCAUAAUUUCGUUACGAACUACAACUAGGAUUUCAUACAUAUCCAGAGAAAAUUAUACUGGAUAGCGUAUAUCAAGAUCUUCUAAUAGUUCUGUUUUUAGCUUCGACUGAAUUAUAUAUAUAAGUUAAUCAAGUGUUACAAGUGAAAGUGAUUAGGAAAAGGAGUAGAAACGAGAACGACUUGUUAUUCAUGAUCAUGACCUAGUAAGCACGAAAUUUGAAUUUCGCUAUUUCGUCUUUCUAAUCUCGAACGGGUUCACCAGUGUCUCUGAUUAGCCCAGGACUGCUGGAUAGCUUUUCGAACCUACGGUCUGCGGGGUGUAAGAUUGCACUGAAUACCGGGUACCAAAGCAAGAUACAACAGAAUUUAAUCGAGAAACUGCGGUUGAGGGAACACGUGGACGCUGCGGUCUGCGCCGGCGAUGUUGCUAAGGGACGCCCAUACCCCUAUGUACAUGACCAUGCUGGCAAUGCAAAAGCUGAAAAUUCUGGACGUUGGAACCGUAGCGAAGGCGGGUGACACAGCAAGGGAAAUUGAAGAUUAUGCUUUUCUAAACGUAGACUGAUAUUUAGCACCACUCUCUAUGUAUUUUAGUCCUCAAUCGAAAGAACAUAUCAUUCAUACACCUACUGCUGUCGACUUGUUCUUUCGUGUACUCCUACGUUCUCACACUCCAGUAGUAUCAAUAUGUAUGCAGCAGCAGGUCAUGUGCUAAUAUCAUCACAGUUCUUUUUCCUUGCUUACCUAUCUACUCGUAUCCGUAUGAGCAACAAAAUCUGCAUCAAUAUUAACAAAGGAGAUGAACAAAGACAAAGUAGAACAAUGAAUAUCAAGGUGUUCCUCGUGGUUUCAAGAUCAAGACGAAUGUUGCUCAACUAAACUACAAUACUUACUCUAACGUUCGGGACUCAACUGCGGAUGCGGACUGGCGAUUGGCGUCCUGACCGGAGCAGGGCAAUCGGGAGGGUUGCGUGACGCAGGCGCAGAUCUUGUUUUGCCGGAUGUUUGUGAAUUCGAAAAACUGUUUUUUCAACACAGCCACGAGUAUCGUUUCGUGGCAUCAACAAGCGGCAACAGAUCUUGUAGUUCACGUAGACUGCCACAGCUGAUCCUCGCUAAAAUAUCAAUACUUAUCAAUAUCAAUAUCACGCCAUGUUAAGGCUAACUAUAGCACGAAGUAGAUAGUGUCCUUUUCUGUGGUUGUGGGUUUAUUUGGUGAACCGGUACCCUAUUGCGAGUAAACCUGUGCGCACAACUAUAGAACUGAGCACUCACCGGGGGCGUUGCACAGGGCUCCGGCCUGCCUUCGAAGGUGAGACCUCUGGGGCUGACAGGACCACGACAGCGCCGGCGCUUAGUUAGUAGUAGGUAAGUUCUUGCCUGACUUUUCUUUUUUCGGUUUUUGUUUUUUCUAGUUAGUUAGAUAUGCUCCACCAACAAUAUCACGCGUUUUCAUCGUUACUAGUGUUGAUAGUCAUACAUAUAGUGAGUAUACGGAUUAAUAGUAAAUAUAACACAGUUGGGGCUGCUUCGUUCCCCUCGCUCUUUUGCUACUGCUCCAUAUUCGAAUGAUAUUGUUUCCAACUACUACUGCACAGACAUUCUCUCCACUCAAGCAGCGUUGUUGCUUGUACGGCUGCCUGCGCGACGCUGAGAGAAAAAAGUCGAAUACAGCUACAGAUUUAGAUUAGAGUCGAGAAGAUGCAUCAAAAAUGCGGCAUUUUUUUCAAAAAUGAAGCCUCUGCAUCAACAGAAAGAUGAAGACUGUAGUACAUGGAACUGGAAGCAGC
Amoebophrya sp. A25 is the source of this 2779-nucleotide messenger RNA. The record is from the annotation of a GenBank genome assembly. Lineage: Eukaryota; Dinophyceae; Syndiniales; Amoebophryaceae.